AUGCAGCAGUGCACCCAUAUGAUGCCAUCGCAGCGAAAAAUCAGCUCAGUUCAAGGUAUUGAUGUGGAGUUGGCUUGUGAUUAUGGAAUAGCAGUUUGUAAAGCCUUCGAAUUAAGCUCCAGGCAAGUUGAAGGUAGAGAAACAAUUGGCUACACCAAGGUUGAUGUACAAAAUUAUAUUAGGACAAGAAGGCAGAAUGAGCUAGAGUGUGGAGCGGCGGGUUGGCUCAUGAAUUAUUUCCAAACUCAGUCAUGGGAAGAUCCAUCAUUUUUUCAUGCUGUCCAACUGGACAAAGAUACAAUGAUAACUAAUAUUUUUUGGGCGGAUUCGAAAAUGAUAUCAGAUUAUGGUUAUUUUGGAGAUGUGGCAUGUGUGUUUGGUGCCGCUUUCAUAUAUGAUGAGAUGGCGAAUUCGUUUGCUUGGUUGUUUAAUACAUUCUUGAAUGCAAUGUCCCGUAAAGUACCGAGGACAAUAUUGACUGACCAAGAUGCAGCAAUGGCAAAGGCAUUAACAGAACUAAGUGAAAGCUUCAACAGUGGGUUGAAACAGUACUUAUCUAGACAAUAUGCACUUCCAGAUUUCUUCAAGCAUUUCGAUAUGUUGUUGUACGACAAGAGGUACAAGGAGUAUGAAGCUGAAUAUGAUUUGGUCCAGAAGAUGCCUAGGAUGAAAGCAAGAUCUCCCAUAUUAGAUCACGCCAGACGUGUGUACACUGCUAACAUAUUUGAACUUUUUCAGGAACAAUUAUUAAUAGCUUGUAUGAGUCAGUAUAUCCUGAACUGCAAUGACAAUGGUAACGGGGAAUAUGUGUAUGAAGUUGCGUUGUAUAAUCAGAAGGUGAUACAGCCUUGUGCACUGAAUUCAUCUCAGCCUUCGAUAUCCUUCCAAGUUUGUUAUUAG
Messenger RNA from Cornus florida, 900 nucleotides. Its product is annotated as protein FAR1-RELATED SEQUENCE 5-like. Lineage: Eukaryota; Viridiplantae; Streptophyta; Magnoliopsida; Cornales; Cornaceae. Bases 1 to 900 code for a protein of 299 amino acids. Gene Ontology annotation, biological process: regulation of DNA-templated transcription. The record is from RefSeq and is a predicted model, not a curated record. The transcript has 3 exons.